This is a messenger RNA of Mya arenaria, 1989 nucleotides long. Its product is annotated as mediator of RNA polymerase II transcription subunit 21-like. Gene Ontology annotation, molecular function: transcription coregulator activity. Gene Ontology annotation, biological process: regulation of transcription by RNA polymerase II. Lineage: Eukaryota; Metazoa; Mollusca; Bivalvia; Myida; Myidae. Bases 105 to 527 code for a protein of 140 amino acids. The record is from RefSeq and is a predicted model, not a curated record. The transcript has a single exon. Gene Ontology annotation, cellular component: mediator complex.
AGCGCCUUAUGAUACUGAUGAUCAUUAAAUUAUUAAGAUUAUUAUUGACAGAAUUUUGUCUUUAGUCGCCUUCAUAUUGCGUUAAAAGAAUUAAAACCGAUACAAUGGCUGACAGGCUUACGCAGUUACAAGAUGCUGUAAAUCAUAUGGGCGAACAUUUCUGUAACAGUACCGGUAUUCUUCAACAGUUCGCCCCGCCGUCUCCAUUUCAAACAUUCGAUAAACAAGGAAGGAAAUCUCCAGUAUCUCCCCCUUCUGAGGACUAUGCAGCAAUGUUUUCCAAACUUAUUGCCAGAACUGCGAAAGAUAUUGAUGUGUUAAUUGAUUCAUUGCCAAGCAUUGAGUCAUCACAAGACCUUCAAUUGAAAAGUUUGCAUGCGCUGGAAGUUGAGAAUCAGGAAUCGGCCGACAGACUGGAAGCCAUAGUGAAGCAGGGUGAGGACUUACUGCUGAAAAUACAGGAAGCCCAGCAUGACAUUGCCCAAGUACAGCUGCAGUGUCAGGCGCUGAUGGGAAACACAACUUGAAAUGAACUAUCACGCUGAAACUAGUGAAGUGUAUCAGUUUAAUGAUACCCCAAACCAUCGAUGUGACUAUUCAGAUCAGAUUAAAGUGAAGCCAUCAUUGAAAUACUACUGUCAGUGAAAUGGACAGAAACUUCUGUUUAAUCAGAGUCUUGCAUAACAUGCAUAAGUUUCCAGUGAUAUGUUUCAUUGGGAUAGUGGUAAAUGUGAUACUGAAUCUUAUGUGUUUUUUUAACAAGGUUGACAGUGACAUGCCGAAACAAAUAUAAUUUCACCAUCUUUUUAUACAUGCAGCUGGCCUACACAUAUAGACUAUCGUAGAUGAAAAUAAGAGGUUUCUUGUUCUGUUUAAGUGCUUCAAUUAACUGGCAUGAUUGUGUAAAAAGGGUCUUUACGUUACAAGCAUCAUAUGUCAUUGGUUUAACAUUUAUUUUAUAAAUCAUUAUAAUGUCAUUUCUUCUUCCAUUUAUCUUAUUUGACUUUUUAAUGAUGAAAAAUAGCAUAUGAUUUAGGCACAGAUAAAAAGCAAUGAACCUAAUGUGUGAUUUUUAGGGGUUUUAUCAUGUGUUUUGGGGGGUUAUUAUCUUAUAUUAUAAUGCAAAUGGGUUUAACAUGAUAAUGCAUUAAAAUUAUAAAAAAAAAAUCUAAAAAAAAUCAUCGACCUACAGGGUGUGUAUACCAUGGUAUGCAAUAGUUUGCUUCGAAUGAUGUCUUAAAACAAAGAUAACUUAUGUUUUUCUUCACCAUUUCUAUGCGGCUUAAAGUGCCCCGUAGUCGUUUUCUUACCGCAGUUUGAUAAGGUGAUUAGUUUUCUCAAACACUUCGACAAACCUGUUUCCAAAAUAAUGUUUUGACAGUGCUCUAUCUGGUGGCAGUUUUGUGAAAAGCUUUGUUGAAUUGUUUUAAAAAAAUAAACUCUCAAUCAAACUCUGGUAAAUGACAGAAUGCGGAGCUCUUUAAGCGGCGUAGACUGUGCUAGUUUUCAUUAUCUAUAUUUGAAGUCUACAUUCAGAGAAAAAUAUGGCCUUCCGACUGAGCACUUAUGAUGUAAAUUAUCAUGUGAUAUACACACACUGACCUAUAAUGCUUUUAGGUCAUAAUUUGAAAUUCUUUUAGUGUCAUUUUUCUGCAAAUUUGUGCAAAGUAAAUGUUAACUAGUAUUAAAACUGAACUUAAUUGUGAGGAAAUCAACAAAUAAUCAACUUUUUACAUUUGUGUCAUUUAUACAGAUAUAUUUAAGAUUAUUGAAUAUCUUUAAGAUCUUUUAUUAGGCUUCUGGCUCAUUUUUUCAAUAAUAUGUCAAAAAACACAAAACAAAAAAUACAGUUUAAUUUAAACUAGUUCUACAAUACAAGUUGUGAACAUAUUUUCAUUAUAGUUUAUUAAAUUUAAUGCAUUUACAAAUAGUCAUUUUAACAAGUGACAUUUUGUGAGAUCAGAAACAGAAACAAAUUAUAAAUAAAUU